Messenger RNA from Cavenderia fasciculata, 4326 nucleotides. RefSeq lists its product as uncharacterized. The record is from RefSeq and is a predicted model, not a curated record. Gene Ontology annotation, molecular function: nucleic acid binding. The transcript is spliced from 7 exons. Lineage: Eukaryota; Evosea; Eumycetozoa; Acytosteliales; Cavenderiaceae. Bases 1 to 4326 code for a protein of 1441 amino acids. Gene Ontology annotation, biological process: DNA integration.
AUGUUUUUGGCAAAUGUAGACGUGUCGUCGGCAAACUGGAGUAGCUUUACCCAGUUGAGGUGGACAAGAGGCGGUGGCUUUCUCUGUUUGGUUCCAAAAGCUGGCGGUGGGAGCAUAGAGAGAGAGACUGGUGGCUUUGCAGUUGUGGUAUCGAUUGGCAAACCUUGUAUGCGGCCGUCAUUGAUGAUGCUUCUCGCCAGUGGCUCGGCGAUGAGGGCAAAUAGCGUCGGUGAUAUUGGAUCACCUUGCUUUGUGCCUCUGACGGUGUGGAAUGGUUCAGACUGCCAGUCUCCUACUCGUACACGGACUGAAGAGUCUGCUAGCAUGGACAUAACAGCGUUGACUAUCAGUGGUGGAGCACCCAUCUUGGUCAAGUUGUUUAUUGUUGUCAUUGUCAUGUCAGGUUUCUCAGCAGAACAGAAAGAGUCACUCCAAAAGGAGUUUGUUGCACUACAGUCGGUCAUGAGUGCAACACAACAAGCUAAGUUCGAUGAGCUACACGCUGUUAUUAACCGUCUCGUUGCCCAAGCCUCAGCACCUUCACCGGUUAUAGCACCAGCGCCUGUUCCUGGUAAGCGUCUCAAAUUAGGUGCUCCUCCUCCGUUCAACGGUGAUGCCUCUUCCAUGCGCCAAUGGAUCGCUGCCGUCGAAAACCAGUUCAACUAUUACAAAACGCCGAACGACGAGAGGAUCCCGUUCGCCAGAUCUUUCUUGACAGGCCCUGCCUCGUCUUGGUUCAUCUCAGUCGAGGCAUCCAUAAAUUCUUGGGAUGCGUUCAAGUCGGCUCUCAAGAACAGAUUCUCCCCAGUCAACGCCGCCGAUGUGGCGCGUGCCAAGCUAUGGAAAUUAUCUCAAGAUAAACUCAGCAUACAAGAGUACACUAGCACGUUUGACCCGGCCACGGUCGCCACCCUCGCUGUACCGGUGCCACCUGUCACUUGCGCCCAGGCUGGAUCUCGCCCUAUAUCGGUUACCUUACUUGACCACCCUAUUGUUCACACCACCACUUCACCCUCUGCACAUGUUACUCCUUAUAUCCCUCCACCCGUUUCACCUGUUGCACCAUCUAUACAUGUUACUCCUUCUAUCUCUCCACCCGCUUCACCUAUUGCACCAUCUAUUGUUUCUCCUGUUUCACCACCCAUUGUUUCAACUGUUAUUCCGCCUAUUGUCUUGUCUGUCACACCACCUGUUACCUCGCCUAUCAUCCCCUCGUCGCCACUCGCACCACCCGUUCCACCCCCCAUUCAUGUCGUCGUCCAAUCCGUCAUUCCCGAAUUGUCGGUCUCGGCCAUUCAACGCCUCUUUGUGGACGACGAUGUCGAUGAAUUCUUUAUCGUCAAACUGUAUCCCUCCCCUUCUUCCAACUCUGGCCUGGCCCACGUCGCCAGCGUCUCGUCGGCAAACCCUCGGUUCGCCAAACUCCUCGCCGACUACCAAGACGUUUUGGUAGACGCUUUACCAAACUACCUCGCUGACCACCGCUUGCACGACAUGGAGAUCGUCGAGGUGGAUGGUGCCAAGCCAGUCUAUCGCCGCAAUAAUCACCUCUCAUCGGAAGAGAAUAACGUCAUGUUCACCACUGUCGAGAAGGGUCUCGCAUCUGGUCGGAUCGCCCCGAGCAAGAGCCCGUACAACUCGGCUGUCCUCUUUGUUCGAAAGAAGGACGGCACUCUCCGUAUGUGCGUGGAUUUCCGCGCGCUAAACAAGCAGACGGUGGCCGACCGUUUCCCGUUACCAAGAAUCGACCAACUGAUCGAGAAGAUCGCAAAGGCCAAGAUCUUUUCAAAGAUCGACCUAAAGGACGGCUUCAAUCAGAUUCGUAUUAAGGAUGAGCAUACCCACAAAACAGCAUUUAGUACUCCGUCUGGUCACUACGAGUACACUGUCAUUCCUUUCGGGCUACGUAAUGCUCCGUCCGCCUUUGUUCGUGCCAUCAACGCGGCAUUCGCUGACAUUCUCGACACUUUUGUAAUUAUUUAUAUCGACGAUAUUCUUAUCUUCUCAGAGAAUGAAAACGACCACUACGAACACAUCAAGCAAGUUCUCGACCGACUACGUUCUAACAAAUUGUUCGCCAACAAAGCAAAGUCAUCGUUUCUAGUGAAGGAGGUAGAGUUCCUCGGUCACCUUAUCACUCCUGGGUACAUCCGUCCCCUUGCAGAUAAACUUGCCGCGGUCAAGGACUGGCCGACACCGUCUACCGUCACAGAACUACAAAGCUUCCUCGGGUUGUGUAAUUACUACCGUAAUUUUAUCGACCACUUUGCCGACCACGCGGCCCCGUUGUACGAUGCCACCACGAAAAAGACGUUAUCAUGGAGCGACUCGCUGUCAGCCGCGUUUGGCAAGAUCAAGUCGUUGCUUUGUGAGUGCACGUCCCUCUUCAUUCCAGAUAUGGACGGCCCGUUCACCGUCACCACUGAUGCGUCUGACUUUGGGAUCGGUGCUGUCCUCGAACAAGAUGGUAGACCUGUAGCGUUUGAAUCGCGCAAAAUGACUAAAGCAGAGAGAGACGCUGUUGGUACCGAUGACAAGGUUGGUCGUUGGGCCCGGUUCAUAGGUGAGUUUAGAUAUACAUUCAAGCAUAAGCCUGGUAAGCUCAAUGUUGUGGCGGAUGCUCUCUCGCGUCGCCCCGACUACAAAGAGGCGAUAUCAUCACCGAUAGUUGAUCCACACUUUAACGAUCGUAUCAAGAAAGGAUACAAAUCAGACUUAUUUUAUUCAGAUAUUAUUAAUGGCAAAAGCCGUCUCCAUUUUCAUGUUUCUACAAACAAAUUAGUUUAUUUCACAGAUCUCCCACCAGCAAGAGGCACCGGCCAUAAUGCAUUACUGACAAUUGUUGACAAGUUCUCUAAAUUCGUAGUCUACAUCCCUACUUUCGUCAACGCAACGGCAGAAGAUACCGCCGUAUUAUUCUACGACCAAUUCUAUCUUCGCUAUGGUCUGCCUUUGAAUAUAGUAUCUGACAGGGAUGCUAAAUUUACUUCCAACUUUUGGGAAGCUCUAUUUAAACUACUUGGUUCCAAACUAUCAUUCUCGUCCUCCUUUCACCCUCAAACUGACGGGCAGUCAGAGAGGAUGAAUCGGGUGACGAAUGAAAUGAUGAGAUCACACGUCAACUACAAGAUGGACAAUUGGGUAGAAUUGUUACCUACUCUUGCUUUUACAUACAAUACCACCAUCCACUCCUCUUCCAACCAUUCCCCUGCCCACCUCAUUCAUGGUUUUGAGCUUAUUAACCCCCUUCGCUUACUUUCUUCUAGUGACAUCGACUCUGACACACCAGCCGUCAACGACUUUAUCGAUAACCGUAUCAUGUCUUGGAGACAUGCCACUCAAUGUCUCGCCGAAGCCCAAUCCAGCCAAAAGGAAUACCAUGACCGUGGUAAAGUUCAAGAGUCUCUCAACGUCGGUGAUAUGGUUCUACUAAACAGAAAGAAUAUCACUCUUGCCGCCGACUCGCGUCGACACAGUUGGAAAUGGUACAACAAGUGGAUAGGUCCAUUCAAGAUUAUCAGUGUCAUAACCAACCACAACGAUGAGAAGUCAGCGUACAAGCUCGAGUUGCCCGAUACUAUGGCCAUCCACCCUGUUUUCCAUUCCUCUUUGUUGAAACCGUUCCACCACUCAUCCCGUUUCAGCGACACCACGUAUCAAGUAUCCAUCCCUACCUCUGGUCUCAUCGAGGAACAUCUCAUAGAGGCCAUUGUCGAUUUCAGGUUGCAUUACAACAAACCACAAUAUCUCGUAAAGUGGACCGGUCUCGACAACUACAACAACCGCUGGUCUACUAGAGAUCAAAUACCGACACACAUACUCGACGAGUUUGAACAGCUAAACCCUGAGCAUGCGAUGCACAACAGCACCAACAAGAAGAGUCCAACCGACGACUCUACAACCGACAUACUUUCAAACGACACCACUUUAAACCUUUACUCUACACCGAAUGGUCACGUCGACUCUUCCGACUCCAACGUCACGGUUAACCUUGUUCCCUCUGUAUUCAAUACUACACAAUCUCCAGUCAUCACCGAGGCUCCAGACGCCACACCCAACCCCGUUCUUUCCAAACCAUUGCCACCAUCCAUCCUGCUCCGGAGAAUUCUCCAAAAACCAGUCUCUCCUUCCGCCACUGCUAAACCACCUUCUCCUGCCCCAUCCAUCACGGCCAAGGCUCACUCUCCCUCGCUAGCCAAUACUCCAGCUUCGGGGAAGGACUUUAAAUUAUCUUGUUUAUCAUCAUUGUCAUUAUUAGCAGUAGAUAUUAUAUACACCAUACACAAUAUUACAGGCCCCCUCUAUUUGCUAUCAAGUACUGCUUGA